ACCAACUAAAAAUUUCUAAAUUUAUGUAUUUACCCCCUCUACAUUUAUGCCAGGUUUCAUUAAAAUCAAUUUAUGGGUUCGCGAGGUUUCCUUAUUAACGACUUUUACGCGCAUAUAACCUAAAUCUUCGUUUCGCAUUUUUGUCUUUUAGGCACUAAAAUCUAAUUUUCGAAAUUCGACACUGUUUGUUCUCGUCGUCUUCUAAUCUGUGAAUACGAAUUUUGUAAGUAUACAAACUGUAGAUCUUUUAUAUUAAGCAAACAUUGUUAUGAUGUGACAGCAAAUUAACAAUUUUUUUCCGUUUUUGGUAGAAACUCCACUCGACAGACUGGUAGCAAUGCGUAUUCUUUUAUUCUGGAGAAGAAUUUCCAAAUCUAUAAAAAAAUAAAAAGAUAUUGCGAAACAAAAAUUAUUAUCUUUUUGUCGGUAAAACAAACAACUCCAACAUCCCCUUAACCCUUACGGUACACAUUGAAAAAGUUUUUAAGUUUAAUUGUAGAAUAAAUGUACCUCAAUUUAGAGAUAAGGAGAUAAGGAGUGUCUUUCAAAAUUUAUGAGAAAUUUCGAUGGACAGAAAUCGAGUUAACUCGAAAUUCCCCUGUAUGUAUCAUAAGGGUUAAAAUCGGGCGAAAUCCGCGGAUAUUUUCUUGUGAAGUAAAAAAGGAAUGUACUAACGUAUUGUUACUCAUCUACUGAAAAAUGAGUGUUGAAAACGAACAACCUACUUCGUCCCUCAUUCUUGUGAGUAAAAAAAGGAACGUAUUAACGUGCUGUCACUCAUCGAUUGAAAAAUGAGUAUUAAAAACGUACAAUCUACUCAAAAAUACUCAUACGCAUACUCGCGUAUACUCAUCAUGUUUUAUCGCAGUAGACUGUGCGCCCUUGAGAGUACAAAGAAACGGAUAUGAAACUGAUAAAACGGGCUAAAAACGGUCUCAAAAUGAUCUAUAUGAGGUGUAAAAGCGGUGAAAUAUUUCUGUAAGGGUACAAUCAUGCACUUUAUGUGGUACACCACUCCAGUUAUUUUCUUAUAAUCAAAGGGCUCUUUCUUUUUCUUUAUCAUGCAAUCAAGUUUUUUGGGGACUUUAAAUACAGAAUCCAGCCCAUAUUUAUUUCGCGACCGAUAUCUUCGCUAACAUCCUCAAAAUAUAAUAUAAUUAAACAGGUCCUUGGACCUUAGAAUUGAAUGCGGUGGUAUGUGGCGGAAUCACUAGAGUUGAUCUAUUUUUCGAGCUGGUUAAGUCUAAUAUUAAUGUGUUUAUUAAUCAAUUUUGACGGAAAACAAUUUUUCUUUCAUUUAUCGAUUCAGUAAACAUAGCAUCUUGCAAGGAAUAUUACCAGAAAUUCAUAAAUCACUUACAAAAUUAAUAAUUGUGGACUAUCAAUAUGUCCAGAAUUUCAACUUCUGACAUGUCUACGAUUCUAUGCAACUGUAAGUUUACAGGUUAAAUAAAGUUGAAUUUUAUUUUACAUUCUGUAAUAGAUAUAAUCAACAAUUCUGAAUUUUAUUUCAAUAUUCGAAAUUUUACGUAAACAAUUUAAUUAUUUGUUAAUGUUUUUGAAAUAGAAAAAUAGUAUUACAUGUAAGUGCUGUAUGUUUAGUCAUUAACUGCAUUGUACUUAAUUUUAAUUUAAUUACUUUCUGUCAUUUUACAGAUUACAGAAAAUAUUAAAAAAUAUUUUUUAUUAGAAGUAUUAAAAUAAUGAAUUAUUAUAGCUUUAAUCAAUUUAAUCAAUUAAUCAAUUUAUUCUUAAAUCUAAAGAAAUUAUAGAAAAAUGUUUUAUUUUAAUAGCUCGUUCCAGAAGAUUUAUUAGCUCUUUCUUAGCCCAUGCCAAAAGUGGACAAUUAUUGAAAAUCUUUUGUUAUGUUUUUUUUCUUAUCUUUUUUGUAUUUUUUUCAUAUUUUAUUAUUUUUUUAAAUAAUUUUUUAUAUUCUUGUUUUCUAGUUGUUUGAAUUUUUUUCUUCGUAAUUCAAUCUAAUAAUUAUUUUCAAAACAUGUCUCACAAAAAUAUGAAUUGCAAUGUUUAUAAAAUUUUCUUACUGUACAUGCUUUGUUGAACAAUAUUUCUGUGAACUAAUUGACUCGUUUCGUGUUCUUUCAUAUUUUUAAAGCAAAGUGAGAACAAGAACAUUAUAGUAUGCAGUAUAUAUAUAGUAAAUAUUGCAAUUCAUAUUUUUGUAAGACGUUCGAAAAUACUCAGAUUUAACUUUAAAAAAAAAAAAAAAAAAAGUAAAAAUGUGAAAAUUAUUUUAGAAAUAAAAUAUGAAAAAAUACAAAAAAUAAAAAAACACGAACAAAAAAAAUCUUAAUAAUCGUCUACUUCCACGCAAUGAGAAUAGGUAACACUGACAUGAAGUCAUUAGCAAAAGAUUUAGAAGUUAGUUAUGCCAUCAGUUAUCACUUAUAAUUAUUUCCUGAAUUGAAUGUACGUACACAAACACUCGCACACAGUGUACAUACCCAGUAAACAAAAAACAUUGAUCAACGUUUUUGAAACGUUAAUUUUAGAGAAAUUUCUUAACAUUUUAAGUUAAUGUUUCAUAAACAUUAAAAAAAUGUUACUUAAUAAUAUUGCUGUCUUAAUAUUAUUAAAAUAUUUUAAAAACACUGAGAGAAAUAGUUUGGUGAAUAAAACUAGAUUUGUUUUUAUUACAAGUAGUGUAGUAAAUUUAUAUACGAUACAUGGUUUACACAUCCAAUAGUUUGGUCAUGGUGUCUAGACGCAUCUAAUGAUCGUACCGAGACAUUUAGUCAGUAAGCAGUUUGAUAAUUUUCUCCAGACGUGUGAUAUCAGUAACGCGACAGUCAAUUAUCUGUCUCUGAGACGCUUUGUUUUUUCAUGUACGCGUAUUAAUCGAAGCUGUAGAAAAUGGAUAGUGAAACCAAAAAUAUUUACAAGAAUGGAAUUUUGUUCAAUAUAUCGAUGUAUUUCGAGGUAGAACGCGAGAUUGAUUUUGAGGCGUUUCUUUGUAUAAAUGACACGUUAUUUCAAUCGAUUAUACCCACUGUUGGACAACGUGCAAAAUUUUUAAAAAAGUUAGACAUCUUAAGAAAAAAGUUAAACGGACUCCAGGAGUUAUCAUCGAGCACUGAACAUAUAAAAGAAUUAGUUCUAGAAGAAAAUAAUUCUUGUUCGAUUUUGAAGCUCAAUGUUUCAGAAAUUCCGCAAUUAGAGGAAAACGAAGUCAUAAAUAUAGAAGCUAUUCAUAUUGAAAACAUAUCUUAUGAUUUGGAUAACAAUAAUAUAACAUUAGACACAGUGGUCAAUAAGGAAACAUCCAAGGAGCAUAAUUUGUGUGACAAAAUUGUUUGUUCCAGCAAUUGAAACUGUAUUGAAUAUACUUGGACGAGGAAUCUUCGCUUUACAAAUCAAAGAAGAUUAUAAAGCAAAUACUGCUGAAAAAAAACUUAUAGGACUUUCUCGAAAUUUUUGCAAUAAAUUGUGCUUUUUUUUUAUUAAUGAUGAGCUGAAUGGCAAUGCUUUUAGCACAAGUUUUCUUAUAUGAUGCGAAUCAAGCCUCUCUAAAGUGGCUCUCAAAAAAAAUAGAGUUAUAUAACAAAGUUCCUCUUGAGUGGAAAGCCACACAUCAAUUGCGCGUGCAUAGUUUGCAAAACAGUUCAAAUAAAGAGAAAUAUCAA
Messenger RNA from Monomorium pharaonis (pharaoh ant), 3641 nucleotides. RefSeq lists its product as uncharacterized. The transcript is spliced from 5 exons. Bases 2872 to 3327 code for a protein of 151 amino acids. The record is from RefSeq and is a predicted model, not a curated record. Lineage: Eukaryota; Metazoa; Arthropoda; Insecta; Hymenoptera; Formicidae.